UUGCUGAUUGUUGAUACCAAGAAAAUAAAUCCCCUUCUUUGCUUUACUGACAGAAACUCUCUAUGAAAUAUUCUUUGAAACCUUCAUGAAACUUUAAGCAGCGAAAGGGGAAAAUUUAUAUCAGAUUGCUUUAUCAACAAAUAAGGAAGUUUUGUAUUCUUUAUUAUUAUGAUUUCAUAAUGGGAAAGUUAUCGCUAGCAAUCCAAUGAUAUUAAGUUAUUUAGAUUCGAAGAGUUCUGAUAAGAUUUCAUAUAAGCUUUUUCUAUAACAUCAUAUUUUCGCAAAUGAUUCCUUCGCGGCAAAAGCUAGAGAUAGUUGAAAUGGAUCCUAGCUGAGUUGCAGGAAAAUAAAUAAAUUCCAACUGUUGAUUUUGUCAUGUUUGCUUCAAGCAGGGAUGCAGAUCAAAUUUAUGAUUUUGAUAAUGAAGAAAAUUCGGGAAAGUGGAAAAAUCUUCUUAUAAACGCAUUAGGAAAGGUCCGAUUUCAAGUGCACCCUUCAUUGAAUGCUAAAGACGAUGCACUACGAUACGUCGAAACGCUGAUUUUUCGCCUCCUGGGAAUGCUUUGUGCUGCUCAACCUCACACCGUACAAGAUGUUGAGGAACGAGUUCAAAAGACUUUUCCCCACCCUAUCGAUAAAUGGGCAAUUGGAGAUGCUCAAAGUGCAAUCGAGAAAGGGAAAAAGAAAUCCCCCCUUGUUUUACCUGUUGAAAAAAUUCACCCUCUCAUUCAAAAGGAGAUAUUGGGCUAUAAAGUAGACUUACAAGUAACACAAUAUAUUGUUGCUGUUCUGGAAUACAUUUCAGCUGAUAUUUUAAAAUUGGCUGGAAAUUAUGUGAAAAAUAUACGUCAUGUGGAAAUAACAUGCCAAGAUAUAAAAGUGGCCAUGUGUGCAGAUAAAGUACUCAUGGACAUGUUUUAUCAAGAUGAUGAUGUUGCUUUAAGUAUUGAAGAUGAACCUAUACAAAGGAAGUCCCUAACUUAUGAUGAAGUUGUUAAAGAUCUUAUCCAUGAAGAAAAACAAUACAUCCGAUAUUUAAAUAUGAUUAUUAAAGUUUUCAGAGAACCUUUUGUUAAAAUAUUGGAAGAAAAAAGCAAAGAACUAGAUACAAUUUUUACCAAUAUUUGUGAAAUUUACGAUUUCUCAGUCACUCUUCUCGGUACAUUUGAAGAUGCUUUAGAAAUGGCUGAAGAAAACUCAAGUCCAUCUUUAGGAGCUUGUUAUGAGGAACUUGCUGAAUCCUAUGAAUUCGAUAUUUAUUAUCGAUAUGCGCAUGAUAUUCUGAUGCCAGCUAGUAGGGAAAAUUUGAUGUCUCUAUUACAUCAACCACAUGUACGGCAUGCUUUGCAGAGUGCUGGACAUGGUUUUAUCCAAGCAGUAAAGUAUGUCUUGCCAAAACUUCUGUUGGGGCCAGUAUUUCAUUGUUUUCAGUACUUUGAUUAUUUAAAAGUUUUAAAAAAGCUGAGCCCAUCUAGUGAAGAUCAAGAAAGUUUGCAGCAAGCUGAAGGAGUUUUUACACGAUUGAGAGCUCAAUUAGAAGAAUUAUGCAGUCCCAUUUUACCUAAAAGAAAGCAGGGGGAAGCAUUUUCCAGAAUGUACUGUAAAAAUAAUCGCCAAGCUUCUAUACAAAAGAUGAAUGACCUCCAAAAAAGUAUUGAUGGCUGGGAAGGCAAAGACAUUGGACAGUGUUGCAAUGAAUUUGUAAUGGAGGGCAUUCUUGGUAAAGUUGGAUCUGGAGGACGUCGUUUAACAGAGAGGCAGGUUUUCCUGUUAGAUGGCCUGAUGAUACUUUGUAAGCCAAACAACAAACGUUCUAGUGUAACAGGUCCGGUAGCUGAAUAUCGUUUGAAAGAAAAGUAUUAUUUAAGAAAAAUAGAAAUUCUCGACAAAGAAGACAGCGAUGAACUGAAGAAUGCGUUUGAAAUUGCUCCACGAGAUCAGUUACAUAUUAUUUUGUUUGCCAAGACAAGUGAAGAAAAGAAUAACUGGAUGGCUAAUUUGAUCAUGCUAAAUACUAGAAGCAUGUUAGAAAGAACACUUGACAGUAUUCUAUUAGAUGAAGAAAAAAAGCAUCCACUACGUCUUCCAAAUCCAGAAGAUUACAGGUUUGCUGUGGAAGAUUCUGAAUCUAAUAUAAUUUUUGAAGAAAACAAAUCGAAUGUUAGUGUUCCUAUAAUUAAAGGAGCCACACUGCUGAAACUUGUGGAACGUUUAACCUAUCACAUGUAUGCUGAUCCUAUGUUUGUUCGAACUUUCCUCACUACCUACAGGUCUUUCUGCCAGCCACAGGAAUUGCUGGAUCUUCUAAUUGAAAGAUUUAAAAUAGUUGAUCCUCCUCCACCUCCUGUUCUUCUUGAUACAACUUUGAAUGACUCUGUUAUUGAGAGCCACAAAAAUUCUUACAGUCAAGAUAUAAAACGCUUCAAAAAAGAGUAUUGCCAACCUGUACAAUUUAGGGUUCUGAAUGUGUUACGUCAUUGGGUAGACCAUCAUUUUUAUGAUUUUGAAAGGGAUCACAUACUUCUAUCUGCACUCCAGUCUUUUUUAGAUAAAGUAGAAUAUAAAUCAAUGAGGAAAUGGGUAGAAUCAAUUAAGAAAAUCAUCAACCGACGACUUGAACCUGUUGAAGAUUCUCGUGAAAUAACUUUUACUUUUGAAAAAACACCUCCUCCAAUUGAAUGGUUUUUAAGCAACACUUAUGAGAAGUUUGAUUUAAUAACACUUCAUCCUAUAGAGCUUGCUAGGCAACUGACUCUGCUUGAAUUCGAGCUUUAUCGAGGGGUCAAGCCCUCUGAAUUGGUUGGAAGCGUGUGGACUAAAAAAGAUAAAAUGAAAACUUCACCUAACUUGUUGAAAAUGAUUCAUCAUUCAUCCAAUUUCAGCUUUUGGUUAAUGAAAUGUAUUGUUGAGACAGAGAAUUUUGAAGAAAGGUUGGCUGUUGUUUCACGAGUAUUGGAGAUUAUGAUGGUUUUACAAGAUUUGAAUAACUUUACCGGUGUUUUAGAAGUUGUGGGUGCAAUGAAUUCAGCUUGUGUUCAUAGAUUAGAACAUACCUUAAAUAAUAUCAAAUACAGUUUGAAAAAAUCCCUAGAGGAAGCUCAGGAGCUUAAUUCUGACCAUUUUAAAAAAUACCAAGAGAAAUUGAGAUCUAUUAAUCCACCCUGCGUCCCAUUCUUUGGUAUGUACUUAACAAAUAUACUUCAUAUUGAGGAAGGAAAUCCAGAUUUUAUACCUAAUGUUGAAGGAUUGAUAAACUUCAGCAAAAGGCGUAAAGUGGCAGAAAUAACUGCAGAAAUACAGCAAUAUCAAAAUCAGCCCUAUUGUCUCACCACUCAACCAGAUAUAAAGAGAUAUCUUGAAAACUUAGAUCCUCUGGAAGGAAGAACAGAGAAAGCUUUCAAUGAUUACUUGUACAAUAAAUCUCUAGAAAUAGAGCCUCGCAACUGCAAACAACCUCCCAAAUUUCCUCGAAAAUGGCCUGACCUUCCCUUGAAGUCUCCCGGCAUCAAGCCAAGGCUUUCCCGAUCAGGCCAUCAUCCAACCAGCUUGCCAUCUGAUUCCCGAGGCUUCAGUAUCAGUAGCACUCACAUAAAUCAAGAUGAUGAGGAUGCCCAGUCAUUUGUAAUUACUCCACCUAACCCAUCUACUCCAUUAACCCCUCCUUACUCUGCUAGUGGAUUCAAUAGUGACCAUAGUAUAUUUGCUCCUGUGAUGAUCGGUGGAGGUAACAUUGCAAUACCUGAAACUAGUGGUUGUUAUCCCCCCAGUCCUUCAUUUUUCAGCAGUAGCCUUCCAGCUUCUCUGCCACCCCCUCUACCCCUACCACCUUCAUUGCCACCCCCACCCUUACCGCCAAGACGAAAGAGAGAAUCCUCUGUAAGUGAAUCUUCCCCUUGUACUAAACAAGCCACGGAUGCUCCAUUGCUUCCUCCAAGGGAAACUAGUCCUCCACCGCUGCCUCCACGGAGGGAUUUAACAAGUGGUUCUGGAACUUUACCACGUAUGCACUCAGCAAGCAACUUUCCACCCGUUCAUAGGCCAUCUAAUAGUGCAUGGAGUAGCACCGACGUGACUCUGCCUCGGAGGAAUUCUGCAUUGGAUGUUGCCAACUUCCCCCUCAAUGCUCCCAGGCGCUUAUCCCAAUCUUCUCUGAAUGAUGCUCCACAAUCGUCUCCCUCAAGCUCCCAUUUUCCUUUAUCUUCUAUCCCGGUGCCCCAUCAUACGUCUGUCGGAGUUUUGGACAGUGCUAUUGCUUUAAUGCCACCUCCUUCCCAUACAACGCCACAAUUGCCACCUAAAACCCACAGACAAACACUUCUAAUGAAUAACCAUGCUCCCAGGUAGCCCAUAUUCUUUGCUAGAGACUUAAAUUAAUUAUCUUUAUGUAAAUAUGGAAGAACUUAUUUUCCUAGAAUCAAAAAAAAAUGAGCAAAAAAAUAAUAUCUUGGGAGCAUUGCUGUGUGGCAUAGUGAUGAAUUAGUUGUUUUCAUCUGUAUAUAUUGCAUACCUUGGUGUAUAUAAGUAAAUAUUAUCAGGCAAUUUGCUGAUUGAAAAA
Messenger RNA from Parasteatoda tepidariorum (common house spider), 4555 nucleotides. The record is from RefSeq and is a predicted model, not a curated record. NCBI's taxonomy places the organism in Eukaryota, Metazoa, Arthropoda, Arachnida, Araneae, Theridiidae.